AGCGCGUCGAAGCAUAUGAGUGUAUGACUCGCCCGCGAGUACUAACAAUGCUCAUGAGGUACGCGCCGCAGUCAAAUAAAAGCACACACUUUCGCAGCUGUGAAAAUCUGCAACAUGCAACGCAUUGCCAUCUUGUUCGCCGCCACUGCUCCGCACCGCGUUCGAUAGUUCUGUCGUUUCUCAUUGAUUUGGAGCGCAGUUUGUCGCGUGAAUCUGUCGCCGUUCCCUUGAUUGUUCGCUUAAUUAUCCUCAAAUGAUGCCCGUUCGGCCUUAUUUGAUUGUGUUAGAAUUGUAUGAUUGCGACGCAUAUAUUUGCGUCCUUCGCUACUGGUUAACGCUCCGAUUUAUGUAUGGUUCACCUGUUCACUCCUAUCGUUCCGUUUCCACCUAAAGUUCUGCAUAUA
Molecule: messenger RNA, 404 nt
Organism: Amoebophrya sp. A25
Lineage: Eukaryota; Dinophyceae; Syndiniales; Amoebophryaceae
Source: the annotation of a GenBank genome assembly